UUGAACUGCAAUUAUACCCGACAGCAAAGAUGGCGGCUUAGCGGCAUUGAGUAUUCUCCGUAAUGAGUUACCAAUUUGUGCGUUUUUGUUGAGUUUUCUGCUCACCCAGGAAAACCAAGUCCAUGCAGAGAAAUUCGUCUCUCGAGAGAAAUGUUGUGAGACUGCGAAAAAAUAUAUCUUUACAAGGAGUUAGCCACUACAACUCACUCGAUAAGUCUUCCGUUGUAGCGCUGGGUGUGCAUAGCCGCGCUAGCUAACUAACGCUAGUCCCUAUCGUCAUUGUAAAAUGGCUCCGGUGCAGAUCGGGUCAGAUGGGCAGCUCGUCCCGCUCGGAGGUCCGGUGGUCUCGGGUCCUCAGCCACCGCCACCUGGGACCCCGGCCACACAAGGGGUACGACUGAGCCUGCUCAUUGAGUUUCUUCUCCAGAGGACCUACCAUGAAAUUACCCUGCUGGCGGAACUACUUCCCAGAAAAACUGACAUGGAAAGGAAAAUUGAGAUUGUCCAGUUUGCCAGUCGUACCAGGCAGCUAUUUGUACGUCUCCUAGCCCUGGUGAAGUGGGCAAGCAAUGCUGGGAAAGUCGAAAAGUGUGCGAUGAUUUCCAGCUUCUUGGAUCAGCAGACCAUCUUGUUUGUGGACACCGCAGAUAGGCUUGCAUCACUGGCCAGAGAUGCCCUGGUACAUGCACGUUUACCCAGCUUUGCAAUCCCCUUCGCCAUCGAUGUACUCACAACAGGGUCAUACCCACGCUUGCCCACCUGCAUACGAGAUAAAAUCAUUCCUCCAGACCCCAUCACUAAGUCUGAGAAGCAGACUACCUUGAGCCAGCUUAAUCAGAUUCUACGGCACCGUCUUGUCACCACAGACUUACCUCCUCAGUUAGCCAACCUCACAGUUGCUAAUGGGCGUGUUAAGUUUCGUGUGGAAGGCGAGUUUGAGGCCACUUUGACGGUGAUGGGAGAUGACCCGGAUAUUCCUUGGAGGCUGCUGAAGCUGGAGAUUCUGGUAGAAGACAAAGAAACUGGAGAUGGCCGAGCCUUGGUCCACAGUUUGCAGGUGAACUUCAUCCAUGAACUGGUCCAGGCACGUCUGUGUGCGGAUGAAAAACCCCUACAGGACAUGUACAACUGCUUGCACUCCUUCUGUCUGUCACUGCAGUUAGAGGUCCUACACUCUCAGACUUUGAUGCUGAUCAGAGAGCGAUGGGGAGAUCUGGUGCAGGAGGAGAGAUAUGUGCCUGCAAAAUACCUCACGCUCACUGUCUGGAACCAACUGGUGUUGGGUAGGAAAACGGGUACAGCAUCAGUACAUAAAGUCACGAUCAAGAUUGAUGAGUCAGAUGGAUCGAAGCCACUGCAAAUAUCUCAUGAACCUCCUCUCCCUGCAUGUGACUCCAAAUUAAUGGAGAGGGCCAUGAAGAUCGACCAUCUGUCAGUGGAGAAGCUUUUGAUCGACAGUGUUCAUGCCCGCUCACAUCAGAAGCUACAGGAACUGAAGGCUAUUCUGAAGACCAGCAAUCCCAGUGACAACUCGUUCAUCGAGACGGCUUUACCAACACUUGUUAUUCCAAUACUUGAGCCGUGUGGUCGUUCCGAGUGUCUACAUAUUUUUGUGGACCUGCACUCUGGCAUGUUCCAGCCUAUGCUGUAUGGAUUAGAUCAGUCCAUGCUGGAUGACAUUGAAAAGACCAUCAACGAUGAUAUGAAGCGCAUUAUAUCUUGGCUUCAACAACUGAAGUUCUGGUUGGGGGAACAGCGCUCUCGACAGUCAGUGAAACACCUUCCCACCGUGUGCACUGAUGUCCUUCAUCUCUCCAACUCAGCUUCUCACCCAGUUGGCAACUUGUCCAAACAUAAACUCUUCAUCAAGCUAACACGUCUUCCACAGUAUUACAUUUUGGUGGAAAUGCUUGAAGUACCAAGCAAUCCUACGGCAUUGCAGUACAAGUACUCCUUCCUGUCUGUAUCUCAGCUGGAAGGAGAGGACGGACCCAUGUGCGCCCAGCUCCUGCAGCAUUUUAAGCCCAACCUAGAACAUCUUGUCCAGGACACUACAGCAGGCAGAGGGGCAAAACCUGGGACUAAGAGAAAGGCAGUCAGUGCUCGAGUGUCUGGAGAACAGGGGGACCCAGAGCCAAAGAAGCCUAAGCGGUCUGGGGAAAUGUGUGCCUUCAACAAGGAGCUGGCUCACCUAGUGGCGAUGUGUGAUACCAACAUGCCUUUCAUUGGCCUCAGAACAGAGCUGUCCAACAUGGAGAUUCCAAACCAGGGCGUCCAAGUGGAAGGAGAUCGCAACAGUCACGCCAUACGUCUACUAAAGAUUCCUCCCUGUAAAGGCGUAGGAGAGGAGACCAGGAGAGCCUUAGAGCGUUCCCUUCUUGACUGCACCAUCCGUCUACAGGGCAGGAACAACCGAACAUGGGUGGCUGAACUGGUGCUGGCCAACUGCCCGCUCAACAGCACACACAGCAAGGAGCAAGCUUCAACGCGGCACGUCUAUCUGACCUAUGAAAACCCACUGUCGGAGCCGGUGGGUGGGCGGAAAGUUGUAGAGAUGUUCCUUAAUGACUGGAACGCCAUCAGUCAGCUGUACCAGUGUGUCCUCAACUUCUCUCGUGCACUGCCAGAGAUGCCGUCUUACCUGAGCCUGUUCUCAGAGGUGCGGUUGUAUAACUACCGUAAGAUGGUUCUGUGCUACGGUACCACCAAAGGCAGCUCUGUCACCAUCCAGUGGAACUCCAACAGCCAGCGCUUUCACCUCGCUUUGGGGACCGUGGGGCCAAACUCUGGCUGCUCCAAUUGCCACAACAUCAUCCUCCAUCAGCUACAGGAGAUGUUCAACAAGAACCCAAAUGUGAUGCAGCUGCUGCAGGUGCUUUCCGACACACAGGCCCCUCUGAAUGCUAUUAACAAGCUACCAACAGUGCCCAUGCUGGGCCUGACCCAGCGCACCAACACUGCCUACCAGUGCUUCUCCAUCCUACCCCAGUCACCCACACACAUCCGCCUGGCGUUCCGAAACAUGUACUGCAUUGAUAUCUACUGCCGCAGCCGUGGCGUGGUCGCCAUCAGAGACGGAGCAUAUAGUCUCUUUGACAAUACUAAGAUUGUAGAGGGCUUCUAUCCGGCCCCAGGACUCAAGACAUUCCUGAACAUGUUUGUGGACAGCAACCAGGAUGCUCGCAGACGUUCUGUCAAUGAAGACGAUAACCCACCAUCUCCGGUGGGCGUCGAUGUGAUGGACAGUCUAAUGAACCAGUUGCAAGCUCCACAGCAGCCACAGACAAUGCGGGGAGGCGCAGGAGGCGUAUACCCUCCCCUCACUUCACCGCCACCAAAUUACCACGCCAACGUAACUCCGUCACCAUCCAUGAUGCCCACACAGUCACCAGGGAACAUCCAUGCCUCUGGCUCCCCUAGCGGAGCUCUGAGGGCACCCUCUCCUUUUGGGCCCACCCCAUCUCCGUCUUCUCUGGGCAUAGCCAUGGGCCAGACCAGCUUUGCCAGUCCCCACGGUGCUCUAGACCCCAGCUCUCCAUAUGCCAUGGUGUCUCCCAGCCAUAGGGGCCAGUGGCCAGGCUCACCCCAGGUCUCAGGGCCUUCUCCUGGGGCAAGGAUCCACGGCAUGUCCCCUGGUAACCCUUCGCUGCAUUCACCUAUCCCUGACCCUCAUUCUCCACGUGCUGGAACCAGUUCACAAGUCAUGCCUACCAGUAUGCCUCCACCCCGCAAGCUACCUCAGCGCCCCUGGGCUGCCUCCAUUCCUACUAUCCUCACCCACAAUGCCUUGCAUGUGCUUCUGCUCCCCUCACCCACUCCCUGCCUGGUGCCAGGCCUGGCAGGAAGCUACCUCUGCUCGCCACUGGAACGCUUCCUGGGUUCAGUUAUCAUGAGGCGCCACCUGCAGAGGAUCAUUCAGCAGGAGGCCAAUUUAUCCAUCGUAAACUCUAACGAGCCCGGGGUGAUCAUGUUCAAGACGGAGGUGCUCAAGUGCCGCGUCGCCCUCAACCCAAAGAACUACCAGACGCUGCAGCUCAAAGUCACUCCAGAAAAUACAGGUCCCUGGUCACCAGAGGAGCUUCAGGUACUGGAGAGGUUCUUUGAGACACGGGUUGCUGGCCCUCCCUUCAAAUAUAACACUUUGAAUGCCUUCACAAAGCUGCUGGGGGCACCCACUAUCAUCCUUAGGGACUGCGUACGCAUCAUGAAGCUUGAACUGUUCCCUGAUCAAGCUGCUCAGCUCAAGUGGAACGUUCAGUUCUGUCUCACCAUCCCGCCCAGCGCUCCUCCCAUCGCUCCUCCUGGAACCAUCGCUGUGGUGCUCAAGUCCAAGAUGCUCUUCUUUUUGCAGCUGACCCAGCGUACGCCGGUGCCACAGGAGCCAGUAAGCAUUAUUGUGCCCAUCGUGUACGACAUGGCCACCAGCGUCACUCAGCAGGCCGACAUCCCCCGACAGCACAGCUCAUCUGGGGCGGCAGCGCUGCUGGUCUCUAAUAUCCUUAAGAGGUUCAAUGAGCUACACCCCGCCAGACAGGGUGAGUGUACGAUAUUCGCUUCUGUUCACGAACUGAUGGCCAACCUCACUCUACCCCCCGGUACUCGUCAAUAAAAACUGACAAACUCAGAGCCAGAACUGGAACUCAGCUUGGAGUCCCUGUGAGUCAGAGCAUGGGUCCAUCACUGAACAGCAAAGAAAACUGAGAAUAACAGUUGUGGUCCCAAGAUGUCAAAAUCCAGCAUGUGUCCUCUCUGCUUCAGCCCCUGGACGUUUUGACUUUCGAUGUAUAGUUGCUGUUAUGAAAAGGAGUAAAAUGUGUACAGAUGUGGACCGCAGUGUUUAUUCUUGAUACAGGCUUACAAACAAGAUUUGCCGAUACGGUAUAUUUUGGACAAGGAAGUCAUUUGAUGCAAAAGGAUAUAAAUGUUAUUUUUUUCCUCCAGGUGCACUUGUAAACAAAGGAUUAUCUAUUGAAAUUAAGGUUGUUUACGAAAAUAUGUACAUUGUUGUAUAUUUGAGUGUUGAAAAGAAUCAGGUGAGUUAGAAUUUUGCUAGAAAAUUAUCAUUAGUUUUGUUUCUUUUGUUGUUGUUUUUUUUUUUAUAACGCCAUACUGAUAUUAUCAUAGUAUCAGGAGAUAUAUUACUUUAGCACACUAUUUAAAUGUCUUCAUGCCUUUAUUUUGUCAAGAACUUAUUUCCAACUUUCACUUUGGAUACUGUAAAACUGUGACAAACUUUAUAAGCCAGUUGUAUUUUAUUAAGACCCACUUUGAGUCCUGAUUGGAGGAUUCUGUCUGACUUUGCUAUUUAAUAAACCAAGCCCAGAGUUGGUUUGUGCCUUGAGGAUCCUCCACUGGCAGUGUUAAAAUAAUCAGAUCAUUUACCUUCUUGUAUGUAAGUUGAAGUAGCAACACCACACUGUAAAAAUACUCAAGUACUAGUUUCAAAAUUGUAUUUAAGCAAAAGUACAGAGGUAUAGCAACCAGAUCUACUUAGAGUAUCAUAAGUAAAAGUACUUAUUAUACUGAAUGGCCCAUUCCAGUGUUAUAUUUUCCUACAGUACACCGAUCCAUUAAGUAUUGUAACAUAACUGACUUUCCAACUGCUUUCAUA
Molecule: messenger RNA, 5611 nt
Organism: Scomber scombrus (Atlantic mackerel)
Lineage: Eukaryota; Metazoa; Chordata; Actinopteri; Scombriformes; Scombridae
Gene: med14
Product: mediator complex subunit 14
Exons: 29
Coding region: 287-4609 (1440 amino acids)
Biological process (GO): regulation of transcription by RNA polymerase II
Cellular component (GO): mediator complex; core mediator complex
Molecular function (GO): transcription coregulator activity
Source: RefSeq, a predicted model, not a curated record